Anopheles stephensi (Asian malaria mosquito) is the source of this 893-nucleotide messenger RNA. RefSeq lists its product as uncharacterized. Bases 236 to 721 code for a protein of 161 amino acids. The record is from RefSeq and is a predicted model, not a curated record. NCBI's taxonomy places the organism in Eukaryota, Metazoa, Arthropoda, Insecta, Diptera, Culicidae. The transcript is spliced from 2 exons.
UGCUCGUUCUCGGUGCCCAGAUUCUUGGAUAAUUGACUCCUCUAAUGCUUGAGUUACGCUUGAAGGCGCACAGCUUCAACUGGCUAUUGCAUUGUCGUGCGUUACCGCGUGAAGGUCUUGAAGGUCCCCGGCAGCUUUAUAAAACCACCUGCAAUGAGUGAGGGCGACCGUAGAUCGUGUCCAGCAGUGCCUCAAGAACCUUCCCCAGGAAAAGAUCCCAAGCGUACAGAUCGUCAUGAAGUCGUUUGCUGCACUUGCUGUUGCUGUUAUGGGUGUUGUGGCACUCGCCGAGGCAGGAGUCAUUGCGCCCUACACCGGCUUGCUGCCCCAUACCGUACACGAUACCGGUGCUUACUACGACGAUCACUAUGCAUCGCUGGCGUACGCAGCUCCCGCCUAUGCCGCACCGUAUGCCGCCUACUAUGGCAACCCGUCCGGUACGUACAGCUACUGGGGCUCGCAUGGACCGACCGUAGUGCAGGAAAAUGCCGCCAGUCUACCGGUUCCGGUUCAUGGAGCCUAUCCGUACGCGCCAUACGCAUCGCUCUACGGUGCCUACGGGCCGGUGAAGACGACCGUCGUCCAAACAAACGUAGCCGGUAGCCUGGCGAAUCAUUGGGGAUAUCCGGCUGUUUACGGUGGGGCGUACGGCUAUGGACAUGGAUACGGAUACAACAAGUACCUUGCUGGUGCUGCACCAGUAGCAAAAUAUCUGCUCUAAAGACCAUGUGAGAACAAUCCGUUUUAAAUAAAAAACAAUAAAUCGUUACCCCUACGACCCCAAAAAGCUGGUAUGGUGCUUGACUGAGAACAAUGAACUAUAUUACUCGGUGCGGAGCUUUGCAUUCAUAUAGGGGAAUAUUGCAUACCAUUGGGGGAGAUAUACAACGCUA